ACGGCUCCGAGCAGGAGUGUUUCCAGCAGACAGACUUUCAUCACUGCGGCCCGUCACACCAUGGAUAUCUUUUUCACCCCUUCAUUCCCAGUUUUAUGCCAGGAUUCUAGAGGCCACAACUAUACAAUCCCCUGUGCUGACAACCAAACACUGAACUCAACAUCUCCCUCUACGGUUAACCCUCCAGCGUUCGGGAUGUCCUACUUCACCAUGACUCUCGGCGCACUCUCAAACCUAACCGCACUUGCAAUCCUGGCCCACUCCUACGCCAGCUUUCGCAGACGAGCCAAAGUGCCGUUUCUGCUAUUAGCGUCAACCCUUCUUCUGAGUGAUCUGGCGGGUCACUUGAUCACCGGGGCUCUGGCUCUUAACCUCCACCUGGAAAGGGUAAAGCAUCACGGACAGAUGGAAGUGGAGCCUCCUCGGAUUUACUGCAAGCUUUUUGGAGCUUGCAUGGUGUUUUUCGGCCUUUGUCCAUUACUUCUUGGAAGUGCUAUGGCUGUGGAGCGUUGCAUUGGCAUUACUCAACCCCUCCUGCAUUCGACGGUCGUCACCAUGACCCGUGUGCGGCUCUCUGUGCUCCUCAUCACCUCAAUGGCGCUCACUUUAGCUGGACUCCCUCUGCUAAACGUAGGCAACUAUAAACCGCAGUUUCCUGGCACCUGGUGUUUCCUUCCUGUGAACGGCCCGCUCUCCAUUGCUGAUGUCAGCCUCACUUUGGCGUUUUCAAUACUGGGGCUUGUAACUUUGAUCGUCUCAUUAGUUUCUAACACUUUAAGCGGGCUGAAAUUGCUCCAGGCGAGGAUUAAGGAUGGCUGUCUGAAGUCAAACGCCGCUCGGAGACACGGAUCUUUCUCGUCUUCCUCUCUGCACUCGCUGGAUGUGGAGAUGAUGACGCAGUUGGCUGUGAUAACCGUGGUCUCCUGUGUCUGCUGGAGUCCCUUUCUUAUUUACAUCCUCAUGUCCGUUAGCAGGUUUUAUGAAGGAGUCAGCAGACCGAAGCACCAGUGUGAGAAGCUAUUUCUCUUGGCUCUACGUUUGGCGAGCUGGAACCAGAUUCUGGACCCGUGGGUUUACAUCCUUCUGAGGCGAGCGGUCCUGCGCAGAGUCCUUCAGCUGCUGCAGCCGGACAGAGCUGUGUACACACAGAGCAGUUCCUACAGAGACUCACACAGAAAGACAAUAAGCUGAUCACACACAAUGCAAAAAAAAAAAUGCUUUACCUACACUGUAAAAAAUCUGUUAUUUAACAUUUUCCAGGUGAAGCAGUGGCGCAGUAGGUAGUGCUGUUGCCUCACAGCAAGAAGGUCGCUGGAUCGCUGGUUCGAGCCUCAGC
Molecule: messenger RNA, 1336 nt
Organism: Danio rerio (zebrafish)
Lineage: Eukaryota; Metazoa; Chordata; Actinopteri; Cypriniformes; Danionidae
Gene: ptger1c
Product: prostaglandin E receptor 1c (subtype EP1)
Biological process (GO): G protein-coupled receptor signaling pathway; signal transduction
Cellular component (GO): plasma membrane; membrane
Molecular function (GO): thromboxane receptor activity; G protein-coupled receptor activity
Source: RefSeq, marked provisional